This is a messenger RNA of Ruditapes philippinarum (Manila clam), 3459 nucleotides long. Its product is annotated as golgin subfamily A member 2-like. Gene Ontology annotation, biological process: Golgi organization. The record is from RefSeq and is a predicted model, not a curated record. NCBI's taxonomy places the organism in Eukaryota, Metazoa, Mollusca, Bivalvia, Venerida, Veneridae. Gene Ontology annotation, cellular component: Golgi apparatus; cis-Golgi network; Golgi cisterna membrane.
UUAAAGCAGUUUCAGAAAACCGGUAAAGGACCAAAGACUAGAGACGCCACAUCAAGUCCAAAGCAUAAAAUACCAAAAGGGAACAAUUCAAAUAGUGUCGCUGAAAGAAGAGACAGUGAAAACAAAGACAGUGAUCAUAAACUUGAAGAGUGUAACUCGGUUACAAGUGUGGAUAAUACUGAAACUGUGAUAAAUUCAACACAGGAAACUUCAGUGGAGAGUUCUAGUGUUCAAGAACCAGUGUCUGUGGAAGGAGUGAGUGUUCCAGCUAAAGAAGUGAUAUUUGUUGAUGAAAAUAAAGACAAUAGAGUUGAUAAGGAGACUGAAAAACUGACUGGUGAAGCUGUAAACGAAACACAAUAUUCCAACAGGGGGAAUAAUCUGGUAACAGGUCAAGUUCAAUAUCAAGACUCUGGUUACAGCCACAGUGAUAAACGAUCAGGUUCCCAUCAAAUGAUGGCCAGACCUACUGCCUCUACAGAGAGUCUCCAGCAACUUUCACGACAAAUAAAUGGAAUUUUAGCCGAGUCACCAGUGGGAUUUGAAGCAGAACAGUGUCAGUCAGAGAUAGCCGACCUUGAGACCAGGAACCGGGAACUAGCAGCUUUACUAGCCCAGCACGCACAGGCUAAUGAACAGUUAAAUAUACAAAAUGAGCAAAUUAGACAGCAUGCAAUAAGUGUACAAUCUCAACUAGAGAAAGAAAGAUCUGAAACACAACAGCGAGUCAAUAAAGAACUAGGUCCACUUAAAGAACAGUUACAGGUACAUAUACAAACUAUAGGUAUACUAGUAGCUGAGAAAACAGAAUUACAGUCCCAGUUAUCACAGUCUCAAAAGAUCUCAGAACAGAGAAUUGGAGAAGUUGAAGAUCUGACGGGGCGACUUAAAACAUCUCGACAGCGAGUGGCAGAUCUUGAACGUAGUUUAGCGACGUCAUCAAACUCUAGUCAGAAAUUAGAACAGACAAGUAAAGAAAGUGCAAAAGAAAUAGACAGAUUAAAAUUGGAAGUAUUCAAAUUAAAUAAAGCACAAGAAGAGUUGAAGCAGACUUCAUCAGAAGUACAGGAAAAAUUCAAGUCAAAGGCAUCAGAGUGCAGUGGUUUACAGCACAGCCUUGACGAGCUCAAGAGGAGAUUAGAAAUGGCAGAGUUAUAUAACCAGCAAUUGUCCAAUCAGAAUGAAGCCGGCACGGAGACGUUGAAAAUUGUAGAACAGCUUCAACAGGAGCGUGACAGUCUGAUGUUACAAGUACAACAGUAUGCAGAAUCGUUACAGAGAGUCUCGAUAGAGAAGGACCAACUUACGGAACAGUAUAAACAAUACAUGGAGCAGUUACAGAAUCAAAAUUCCAAGCUUACUUCUCAGAUUUCGUCACUUACUGAAGAUGGAGAUAAAAUGGUUACCCAGAAUCAUACCCUUGAAGCAGCUGUGGUGGAGUUACAAAGAAAACUAGAGGAUAUAUCAAGCCAGGGACCAGUGGUGGACGAGACUAUACAAGAAGAACUUAAACAAGAGGUGUUAAAAUUACAAUCUGAAUAUACGGACCUGUCGGGUCGACACGAGGCACAAAUACGUGACAACUCACAGUUGAGCAGGCUUCUAGAGGAGAAAGAGAUCAAGCUGGGAGAGCUGGAAACCAGAUUGGAAGAAUUAGGAGAUUUAGCCGGGGACAAGGCUGAGCUGCUUGAAAAUAUACAGAGUGACAAGACGGCAUUGAGUCGAGCUUUAACACAAAACAGGGACCUUAAACAACAACUAGCAGAACUUCAAAAUGGGUUUGUGAAAAUGAGUAAUGACAAUAUGGAGAUGAUGACCCAGUUACAGACGGAGCAACAUUCUAGUCGAGAUCUACAAGCAAAACUUGCCCAGCAGGAAGAUGAGCUGAAGGAUUUCAGAGAAAUGCUUUCGGUGAAGGAAGUUGAGCUACAGUCGGCCCAGGAGAAUUCUGUAGAAGCGAACAAGGCCAGGUUAUUACAUGAGCAGAUACAGGAUAGGCUGAGACAUUACGAGGCCCAGGCUCAACUUGUAGAAACUCUACAGAAAGAAUUGCAUUCCUCUCAGGACAUGGUGGAUGCAUUGACAACACAGAACAGUGAGCUAAGAUCUAUGUUGAUACGUGCUACAGAAACCAAAGCCCUCAAUCCAGAUUCCUCCGUCGAAAACGCACAGAGAGAAAAUGUGAUUGACUCGCUGCAGGGUACCAUUCAGCAGCUAGAGAUAGAGAGGAACCAGCUGAUGGACAGUUUAAAGACCCAGAGGGAUAUGUCGGACAACCUCAGUGUCAAAGUCUCUGAUCUGCAAGAAGAAAUUGUCCAAAACAAUUCAUCAAAUACAGAGAAUGAUAAAGUUUCUCGUAAAGAUUAUGAGAAGAUUAAGUAUGCCCUGGAUAUGAUACAGGACAAGUAUAAUCGUGUGAUGAGAGAUAAAGCUGACCUCUCUGACAAAGCUGAUGAGUUAGAACAUCUGGUGCUACAGCUACAAGGCGAGACUGACACUAUAGGCGAGUAUAUAUCACUAUAUCACCACCAGAGGGCACUGUUACAGCAGCGGGAAUUACAGAAAAAUGAUUACAUUAAACAACUGGCCAAAGAUAGAGAGGAGCUGCAGGACAAACUAGGAGAGCUACAGACACUGGUGAUGCAGUUGAUGGGAGAGAAGAACAUGUUACAGAGUUAUCAUAUGGAGUCUGAGAGACCGGUCUCUCCUAACAUACACCCUCCUGUAGCCACACAGAAACUUCAUAACAAACAUGAUGAUUGGCCAGAUUACACGAGUUCGGAAUCGGACACAGAGAGUGAGGUGGAGACGAUCGUAGGCGGAAAGGACGACGUUGUAGUGCACAAUGGACAUGUAGCGAUGGAUAGUACAUCGGACACGAGUGAAAUAAACAAUACCAAUAAUUCACUAACCAAUCAUAUAGACAAUGCACACGUACAUUUAGACUCUCAAACCCAACGUGUGCGAACGCAUUCAACACAUUCGACACAUUCCAAGUCUCCUGACGACAAGGAAGAAGUGACGGCACAUAAAAUUCUGAAUUUACUGACGGAAAUCGGACAUUCAAACUUGGUGGAUAGUGCAAGUUUUAUGGAGAAACAGUUUCACCCGUGUAAAUAUUGUAAGGGAAGGUUACAAAUAUUAUAGUAUACAGUAUAGCUUGAUAUAAUAUUGCAGGGUGGCUGGGUUUUCGGGCUUGUCAGUACAUAGAAGGAGAUAGUUGGAGUAAAACGCAAAACAUAUUGGAUGCCAAUGAAAUAUAUUGAUAGGCGUUCAUCAGUUUUUGGAGUGGAAAAAAUGUGUCAUUAGAACUCCUUUAGUUUAACCAUCACUAUUAUCAUGUGAGAUAUUUAACUUUUAUGUCUCUACUUUUUCAUGUUACUUUAAUCAUUAAAUUCAGAUGCCAGUAGCCAAUAUCAUAAUUAUACUGUUAAAAAAACAACAACAAAAAACAGGAUA